AUGAAACUCGAUCUUUUCACAACAACAUUCCUUUUUUGCUUUGUGGCUGUCACAGUGUCAGUACAUCCUAUUGUUAACCAAAUAAAAGACUUUAAAUCCUGGGAUGAUAAAUCUUCUUGUAAAAGUGUAAGUACUUUAUUUGACAUUCAGAGAAGAUUUGCGUGGCAGCUGAGUAGUCUAGCUGCAAGUAAAAACAGAGUCAAAGGUCUGCUAUUGCCACAGGUCACUACUCUUCACCUAUUUCUGAAGGAAUUAAACGACACAAAGUUUGCCAUAUUCUCUUCUUUCAACUUUCUAAGUAAACUACUUAGAGAGGACUACAAAUCGAUACGUGAUGUCAAAGGGGGAAUUGAAUCAAGGAUUAUAUAUUUUCAAAACGAGAUUGGUCGUGAACAAGAGUUGUUUAACGAGAUCUUAAAAGCAGAAAAGGAGCUGGACGCCAUUAUUAAGGAGAAGGUAAAACGAAAUGACACGUCAAAUUCACAUUCUUCAAAAAUGCAAAAGUAUGUUGAAGAGGUUUUGAGCGACGUUUCUAUCGCAGCAGAUAAACUUGAGAAUUCUCUGGAGGAAAACUCUUACUCAAAACAAGUAGGGGGUGCAUACGAGGUCGUUCUCAGAGUGGAUGAGAAUGAGGAAGGAGAUAUUUUAGAGAAUAUUGAAAAUAAUGUCAGCAGGUCAUUGAGUGAUCAGAGCAAGUAUGUAAUGACAACGUUGAUUGAUUCCAGCAGUAAUCAUUACGUGUUGUCCAAACCAAAUGAUCCGACAUUACCACAUGAGGAUCGACAUUUGAUACAGAAUGUCAUUUGUAUUGUAAUUAUUUCAUUUCUGUUUGCACUGGUGUGCAAUGUGCUUCACAUGCCCACAAUGUUUGGUUUUGUUGUUACUGGUAUGAUUCUUGGUCCACCUGGUUUGAAUUAUAUUCAGGUAAGCCCUACAAGCCUAACGAUAAUGACAGUGUCCAAUAGGCUGAUGUGAUACAGUUUAUCAAUAUUCUCGAUGUGCAUCGGAUCGGAUUGGACGUUUAUAAUCCGACAAUUGCCUAAUGUUUAAAAUCCGAUCCGAGUUUUGAUAAAGAAUUCCAAUCCGAUCUGAAGAAUUCUUUAAUAAUAAAAAUAAAUUUCUCAUUCAAGUUGAAAUAUUUAACCAAAUAAAUAUAAAAGCAAGAAAUAGAUGUCAAGAAGCUGACAAAGUGACGUCCAAUUGAAGUAUCAAACAAAUAAUGCAGCGACUGUAACUGCGAUCAUGAUGCUUUGAUAAGUGCAUAGAUAAUUCAUUCUUGUGAUAAUGUGUGGAUAAUUAAUUCAUUUUAUUUCGGAUAUCGAAGUCCAAUCCGACUACGAAACAUUAUUAAUCCGAUCUGAAAUGAAUAUUUUGAUUCCCAAAUCCAAACAAAUCGGUUUCGGAUCAGAUUUGCACACCUCUAGUAUCAAUAUUUUCAAGAAAUAUAAGUGUGAUGAGUCGACAGCCGAGUUGAAUGGAACAUUCCAUCUUUCACCAAAUGAAAAUAUUCUUACCAUUGCACGAAGAAACAUUCAUUAUUUGUUUUAUAUAAUACCAAAAUAGACUAAUAGAUUCGUAUGAGAAGCAUUUUGAGGGAUGCGAUUUAUCGAAAACACAAAGAGUGCAAUUGUACUAUAUGUUUUAUUCCAUUGCACUCGCGGAGAGUGCAAUGGAACGUGUUCCAUUGCACUCUUGGGAAAUGGAAUUUUCUAUUCAAUAUCACAUGACCAUAAACAGCCAAUUAAAUGAUUAGAAUUUAAUAAGGUAUUAUAUAAUAGGUAGCUAUAGUAAUUAAUGGACAGAAAUCCCGGCAGUAUAAUGGACGUAUACCCUAGACUGAUACAAUAUUGAAAAUAUUGGUAAUAUCAAAUAAUGCAAAUUAGAAAAAUGUAGUUUUAGUAAACUUGCAUGUAUACCCCAUAUCACAAGCAGCAUGAAACUAGUCAAACAUUAAAAUAUUUAUUUACAACAGUUUAUGAAAUGUUUAAUGAUUUAUUUGCAACUGCAGCCGCUUGUGUGGGUGAUCUUCUGUGAUCACACUAAUACUCUGUUUCACUUUUAAAUUGCCCACAUACUUGCUAAACUUUACCAGACAAUAUAAAUUGCCGAAAAAAGGAGAUUAAGUUGCCUAGUUAAAACUUUCUAUAUUUUUUCGAUAUAUAUGAAAAAUUAAAUAUCGAUGUGAAAAGAGGCACUGUCAACGAUUUACCUAAAUUGCACUUUACCUAUAGCUGCCAUUGUCAAUUUGUUUGUGCCAACACAAAGAGAGUGACUAGAAGAUAGUUGGUUUGGUCCGGCACGCAAGAUGACUUCAGACCAAUCUGUCAGCAAUUUUUUGUCCCGGUCUCAUGUAAACAUACAACAGUAUCUAUAAUAUUAAAAGUUAACUGUUUUACAUUUAACUGUGUAAUUAUGAUAUUUUAGUACUUUUCCUCAUUUCCAUAUCUUUAGUCUGUGGUUCAAAUUGAAACACUUGGUGAGUUUGGUGUUUUUCUUAUCUUGUUUUCACUCGGACUGGAAUUCUCACCUGAGAGAAUAAAAAAGGUAAAUGUUCACAUUUACUGUACAUUACAGUCAUGGCUGGACUUGGGGGGGGGUACACCUCCCCUGGAAUAAUUUGCACUUCCCCUGAGAAUUGCUACCCCGCAGCUCCCCUUGAUGGAUUAAUUAAAAGUCAAAACUGAUUGUUAUUAAAUUUAUGUGUUGCUUUAAGGUCUUUACUUUAAGUUCUUCUGCACUCUAAAAACACCUUGGUUAAGACUUUCCUGGUUAAUCCAGAAAUAACCCUAUAUGAGUUAACUUGAUUUAUUCCUUCUUAAAUUUCCUGCUUAUUUAUCCACCUAACAUAAUCUGGUUAAUUUAGCCGGGACAAAUAUUUGACCAGAUUUGUGGUUACAAUAACCAGGAAAUUUAAGUUGCCCCAACCCAGAUAGGGUUAUUUCUAGGUUAACCAGGAAAUUUUUAACCAGUCUGAGAGUGUAUGUAGACUAGAGUGUAUAAAAUCAAAAAACUGAUAAUCCUUCAUCCCUGUGUCAAUUACCAGUGAGGAUUGACUCAGGAUUCCCAACAGAAUUAAGAGCCAGUGAGAGGUAGUGGUAGCGGUUUUGAUGUGUUGAUGUAUGUAAUUCUGUUCCUUCUUGUUCUGACUUAAGUUACUGAAUCAGAAUGAUUAAUGUAUUGAAUGAAAUUAUCAACUCACUAAAGUGUAAAUUUUAUAUGUAUACAUUUAUUAGUCCUUUGAAGCUCCAGGACUGCAUUUCCGGCGUUUCUAAAUUGAUCUAAAUUGACUGCAUUUUACAAAAAUGGUUAUCAUUUCACAAAAAUAACGACUUUAUUACGCAAAUUUUACCUGAAAAUGUCAAAAUUUAAACUUGAAUUUUACCUGAUUUUUACCCGAGUUUCACAGUUGAAGGGGGGGGGGGGGUUACAACCCCCAGUCGGUACGUCCCUGGCGAGAGUUGGAACCCUCAUCAUCUCUCAUCCUCAUUUUCAAGACUGGAGUGUACGGUAACACACAAUAAUGAACAACUCAGUUCAUACUUGUAAACACCUGGUUGCUGUCAUUUUAGGUAUGGAAAGUGGCUAUUUACGGCAGCACAUUUAUAAUGGUUACAGUGGUGCUUUGCGGCAUUGUUUGGGGGUUAUUUUUCGGAAUUCCAACGCGACAAAGUUCCUUUGUAGCUGCAUGUCUGUGUCUGUCCAGCACGCCACUUGUGGCAAAGUUUAUUUCCUCCGCAGAAAAGACAUCGUUGGACACAGGUGAAAAAUGUAAGCAAAUCAAAUAUUCGCAUAUACCGAAAAAAAGUACUCCGAAUAGUACAGCAUCAUAAACUCAAGAUGACGACAAUGACUAAAGGCCCAGUUACACUUGCAAUUUUUGCUGCUAUUUUAGAUGGAUAUUUUCCUCUUCUGCAUGAUGGAUGAAAACGAGUGUAUGAGUUAUCAAUGCACAUACGUAUGAGGGUAUAUACACUCAGUAUACCAUUGAAAUUCAUAACUAAUCUACUCGUUCAUAUCCAUCAGAAGAUGAAAAUCGCACUAGAAAUCGGAGCAAGAAUUGCAAAUGUAAUUAAACGGGCCUUAAAACGCCUUUGAAAUCAUGAAGUCGAAAUAAGACCUUUAAUUUUGUGUCUUCCUCUUCAUCAACUCAUGUCCUUGAGUUUACAAGAUAAUUCUUUUCGGAGUGUAUCAUUUUCCAUCGUAUUUAGUAGUUUUAACUAUAUAUAACUAUUUAAAAUAGUAGUUUUAAUAUUUAGUAGUUUGAGCUGAGCUCUUAAGAGAGCUCAGCUCAACCUGAUCGAGGCAAAGGCUUUCUAAGGACAACAACCAUCGUAUGAGUCAUGUCUGACCAUGGAGCACAGUUACGGUAAAAUUAAGGGUCAGUUAAGGGUUAUCCAUCCUGUCAACAUUGGCAUUGUUUGGGCGAAGGAACCCACGACUUUUGGUAGAGCGUUAACUUACCCUUUUCACAUAAGUGCAUGUCAUGAGUCUGUAGCGAAAAUCGAUCCCAUGAUCUCAGAGGUGCAUGUAAGGCGUUUGCUUUGACUACUGCCCCACCAUUGAAGUUAUUCUGACUCCUAAAUCACCGCAGAGGCGUGGACACUGCUGAUUUUGCGGUUUUCUUUUCGUAUGUAGAUCAUACAAAUGGCGACGAUUAUGCGGGCCCGUUACUUGGUAUUUUAAUCAUGCAAGAUGUUCACUUGGGCUUUCUGAUUGCCAUUCUUCCUGCAUUGGCUGGACAUCAUGGCACACGAAGCGCAAGAGUCAUCAAGUCUGGAUUGAUUCAUGAUCUGGUGCAUGGAAUUAGGCAUUCAGGUAUUGUACAUAAUCAUUUUGAGCGUGCAUGAAUUGAAACAGACGUGUCAUUGAAUCGGGAUAAUAAGGAUCGACUUUAAUUAAUAGAGAGGUUGCAUGGCAAAUACAACGGCAACGAGAACUUGCUCAUCAACAAUAGUAUCUUCACUCAAGACAACGGGGACUAAAUUUACAUUCCCUUAUAAGCAUUCUAGUACGCCGUAUAGUUACCCCGCUAACAGAAUAAAACCUUCCAGUCAUUUGGGGUGUUUUAUUUGAAUUCACAUUAUUCACUUACUAUAAUAGCUACUUCAGGGAAUUUCAGGGUUGUUUGAAAGAAAGAUAAGUGCUUUUAAAAGUUUAGGUUACAACGGUAAAUCAAAGAUUUUCAAGUCUCUUGUACAACGCAAACAUUUCAAUCCGUGACAAGUGCAGGUACUACAAAUUUCCCCAGCAUUAUCUAUCGAUUCGUAUUUAUUUUUGAGCUAUUAUAUUUCAAAUGCAAAGCACAUAUACAUUCUAUCUCGGAUGGCCGAGUUGCAUGCGUGGGCAAAGUGUUUACAUGGUAAAAUAUUAAUCUCGUCUAGGUGAUAUCCCGCCUCUUUCUGCCGGAAACAAACAGUCACCCGGGAUUUAAUACUAUAAGUUUCUAUAAUAGCCGGGAUUUCGCCGUUGCCGAGUAAAACAGGCCCUUAGAGCUAUGCGGUUCUCGGUUCCAGUCUAUUGCAUGAGGGCAAUCUCGUUCCCCGAGCCUGCGAUCCUCGGGAAGGAAUCGAAGGCUCUGGGAUAAUCCGUUACCGGAAGCCAAGAAUCAUGGCUAAGAUUGAACUACGCAUUCCAUUUCAAUGGCCAAUCAGAUUCCUCCCUGAAACGGAUUAUCCCAGAGCCUCGCGUUCCUUCCCGAGGAUCGCAGGCUCGGGGAACGAGAUUGGCAUGAGGGGUGAAAGAACCUUGGUUCCAGUCCAUUGCAUGAGGGGUGGAAGAACCUCGGUUCGGUAUUUUCAAGAGAAGGACAACUCAAAACAUUGUAAUGUAAUGCUCAAUAAAUUGUAAUGCAACAUGAAAAUAACAACUUAUUGAUAUUUGGGAUACAAGUAUUCUAAAUGAAAUUAUGAAAAGAGAAAUAUCUUUGUUUGUGCAGACAUUUUGUUAUAUUUCCGACAUGAAACAGUGACACGUCGGGAACCGAAACUACCUUUUGUGCAUGCCCGGUGCCGACUUUCUGUUCCUAAAACAGAACCGUAUCAACCGAAUAUUUCGGUUAACCGCACAGCUCUAUAGUCUGCGUGCCGAUAUCCUUAAAUUUUUCAAAUUUUUAAUAAAUUUGAGCAAAAAGGCUUUCAAGGACAAAACGCUGCAGCACCAGAAGGGCCCGAAUAUCUUGACAACCGAAAUAGACCUCGGAAGUAAUAUUACACAUUAUCCAAUCUUUGCGCAAUAAACUCUCGGAUAUACAGUAUUUGGAGAUAAACAAAUAUGGCAGACUGUUUGGUGUAGUGAAAUGAAUAUAACUGAGGUGCUUAUAUGGUUCAGAGAUGGUACUUUUGGGGGUGGUCAUUGGUAAGUGUGAAAUGCCUAGCACUAAUAUUUCACAAGAAAAUAACCAUGCAAUAAUCAUAGUUAAACGUCAAUUUGUAGCUUGCAACUUCAGAUAAACAGCAGUGGACUUACAUUACCUUUUUCCCUAAAUCUUUUUUAUAGAAACAUAAUUGGUACUUAUUUAAAUAAAUUAUCACUGGUUUGGUGUAAAAUAGUUAAUAUUUUCUGACCGAAAUAAUAAUUUGAAAUGUGCCUACCUCCUGCAAAUGGACGUGUUUGGCCAAGUUCUCCACUUUACUCCGCUGUUUAUCGGCGAUCUCGUCCACAUCCUUCCAAAAAUUUAUAUCAUCUCACACAUAAUGGUAUCAAGAACAUUUUAAACAAGUUUCAACUUGGUUUCAAGUAGAUCAUAGCUGUUUAACCAUGGACAAGGUAAAUCCACAAAUUUGUCCAAAUUCGGCGCCAUUUUGUCAUCCCGUGUCGGUUGUCAACAAUUCGGCCUUGUUACUCUUCCAUCCAAGCCAUUUCCAUUCCAGUAAUAAUAAAUUUAACCCUUUAUAACGGUAGGAAACUAAAAAAUCUAAACAAAAUAUAAGAAAUGCGGCAUUUUAUCACCCUGCGAAAUGUUGCUCACAAGUCUUUCAAAACAUUCCGUACAAAUCUCGCGUGACAAAGUAACAGGGACGUGACAGGGGGGGGGGGUGUGAAUUAUUUCACACGAAGAUAGAAGAAGGCUGCGUGAAAUAGACUAAAACUAAGCUAAAUACAAUCAUACAAACGUUUGUUUUAUUUCUUGUAGCGACAAAUAUAUACAUAUUAUUAUUUAUUAAUAUGAACAAGUCAUACAAAUUAAAUGUUGAUUGUUGGUUUUACUGUCAUACUGUGUGGGCUUUGCUUUCAUUUUUCAAGUCUCCACCCCCCUGUCACGUCCCUGUUACUAAACCACGCGAUAUUUGUACGAAAUGUUUUGAAGGACUCGUAAGCAACAUUUUGCAGGGUGAUAAAAUGCCGCAUUUCUUAUAUUAUAUUUUGUUUAGAUUUUUUAGUAUCCUACCGUUAUAAAGGGUUAAAUUUAUUAUUACUGGAAUGGAAAUGGCUUGGAUCUUGGAUGGAAGAGUAACAAGGCCGAAUUGUUGACAACCGACACGGGAUGACAAAAUGGCGCCGAAUUUGGACAAAUUUGUGGAUUUACCUUAAUUGUCCAUGGUUAAACAGCUAUGAUCUACUUGAAACCAAGUUGAAACUUGUUUAAAAUGUUCUUGAUACCAUUAUGUGUGAGAUGAUUUACAUUUUUGGAAGGAUGUGGACGAGAUCGCCGAUAAACAGCGGAGUAAAGUGGAGAACUUGGCCAAAUACGUCCAUUUGCAGGAGGUAGGUACAUUUCAAAUUAUUAUUUCGGUCAGAAAAUAUUAACUAUUUUACACCAAACCAGUCAUAAUAUAUUUAGAUAAGUACCAAUUAUGUUUCUAUCAAAAAGAUUUAGGGAAAAAGGUAAUGUAAGUCCACUGCUGUUUACCUGAAGUUGCAAGCCACAAAUUGACGUUUAACUAUGAUUAUUGCAUGGUCCGUUUUCUUGUGAAAUAUUAGUGCUAGGCAUUUCACACUUACCAAUGACCACCCCCAAAAGUACCAUCUCUGAACCAUAUAAGCACCUCAGAAUAGCCAAAGCUAUAAGGUUUGGUAGCUAGCAGUAUGGCGAAAGCGUUGUUUUUGGGUGUGGUCAGUUUCGGACGUUUCGCCCCGGAUUGGGGUUCGGGCAGCGUUACAAUGUUGACCGUCAUGGUCAACUUGCCCUAAAACAGUUGAGAUUAUCUGUCCUAAAUGAAAUGGAUACAAACUCAUAUACAGGUCCUAGACUACGCAGUACAAACUGAUUUACACGAUUAUAAAUAUAACAACUAGAUAAAAUAUAUACAUAGAGUCAUUUAUAUGUAUAGGUAAUUGGCAACCUCUGAUAUAACUUUAACAUUUAAAAAGCCUAUUAAAGGCGGUUAGAUGAAGGACAACGAUAAAAUAUGCUCUAUAGUUCGAAAAUAGGUCAGUAAGUGUAAAAUUACGAAUUAUACUUAAUUGUAACAAAGUUACGAAACCGUUCAGUAAAUAUAAGCGGUGUAGGAGGAUUGCUGUUUCGCAGCAUAAGGCAAUAGUUAUGGACGGGUUCGUAACUUCGUACGGUGUUUCUUUAAGAAUAUUUACCAGCGGAUUGCAUGCGAAAGGUUGACUUGUGACACUUUAACUUCUGAACGAACGACUUGCAGGCAUCGCCUCUGUCAGUGAUCAAUUAAUGUAUCAAGUCCGGUAGUAUCCAGCGCAUCGGCCGCAUAUGACAAGUCAGGAUAGAUGAUUUUAAGUGCACGACGUUGAGUGGACUCAAUUUCAUUCGACAAUGUGGAUGUAAUUGAGUCCAUUCAACGUCGUGCUCUUGAAAUCAUCUAUCCUGACUUGUCAUAUUGUCCGGAAAUGGGAUUGAUAUGCCCGGUGGACUUUAUUGCCGGUAGCUGACGUCACCGCCACGCUACCGGAAGUGCAAGCUAAGCAUGUUUUCUAAGUAUUCGGGAAAAUUGUGAAAAUAUACAACAACAUUGUGAUUUUUAAGCGAAAUAUAUUUGGUUUAAACCUUUUAUUGUGACACUUGUUGUGGGAUACAUAUCCUUGGAGGCGGGAUCCCCAACAAUAUGCCGAUGCACUGGAUACUACCGGACUUGAUACAUUAAUUGAUCGCAAGAGGCGAUGCCUGCAAGUCGUUCGUUCAGAAGUUAAAGGGUCACAAGUCAACCUUUCGCAAUCCGCUGGUAAAUAUUCUUAAAGAAACACCGUACGAAUGCCUCGCGAUUCUCUCGCGAGUCCAGUUCAGAGAGUGAGCAUUCCGUUUCAAUAAGAAAAAACUAAAAGGACGUUUUACCUGAAUAAAUGCAUUAACAGAAGGUUUCGGCAACGAUGUUAAAACGGUUUAUAGAUAACCCAAUUGUAAAUCACCUUCUGGUGAAAUUGGCUACCUGAAUAAAGAUUAUUAUUAUUAUUGUUGUUUGUUUUGUAAAUUUUAAGCCGGCUUUCAAGAAUACAUAUUCAUGUUGACGGAUUGACCGCGCUCUUCGCAUGCAUGAAAAGACUGGGACUGCGUUGAAGUUUGGCUUCAAAUUUCCGGUUGGUGGUACGUAUAGCGUUCCAGUUAUAUUCAUUCCACUGGUUUGGUGAAGCUGCGAGCGAAACGAUUUCAGGCGUUGAUUGUUUCGGAUAUUUGAAACAACCGUUAUUUCAAAAACAGUUAUUAGAAACACAACAAGUUGACCAUUAUAUUAACUUUUGGCGGCAUUUUGCAUCUUAGCGCUCGUUUUAAUAAUAAUAAUAAUAAUAAAUAAUAGUAAGGAAGCAAAAAACUUUUAAAAUCUUAAUAUAUUUUGUCACAUAUGUUGAAGAUUACUUGAUUUACCAUAGCUGACACAAACACAGUACUAGUUUUUAAUCUUGUCCCCCCUCGACAAUCUGACGUCCUUGUUGAUAAAAAUGGCGCCGUACGUAGUUAAGCUCGCUAAUAUUAGUACGUCGAACACUAGAGAGGUUCAGCUUUGACUACACCGCGACCGCUAACUCUCAUUAGCCCAGUGCGCAUUUGGUUGGUUAAUCGGGUAGAUUAAGCCCAUCUGAUUUGUUAAUUGUCCCGUAAAGGUAGCGACAGUGAAAGUCAAAUAUGAACACCUCUUAGUAAUAACUCAAACAUGUGACUACAAGCCCUUUUGACCCAUAUUUGUACGUUUAUCUUAAUUAAUAUGUUAAACAUUUUCGUAAAAUGACGACGAAAUUCACUGACUACAAGCAAGCCCUAUAUACUACUAUAUAUAUAUAUUUAUCUUUUUAGAGGAGACGCUUCCUGCCGGUUGGCUGAUGUUUGAACUGAUGUUUGCCCUACUUGGAGUUCUUAUAUUUUGUUAUCUCAUAUCGAAGUAUUUUUUAGACAAAUUUUUUAGGUAAUACGGACUAUAUCCUUUAGGCAUUCACGAAAAUACACCUGUCCGCACGAAAUAUAUAGUGGAUGGCAUAGUGAUUGCCCACAAUGUGAAUGGACUUGGUUUAUAUUAGCUGUUAGCUGCUUAAUUUAACUCUCAUGCCUCGGUCAAACGAGAAUUCAUAGAGUUGAUGAGAGUUGAGUGGAUAUUACCGCGUGUGCAUGCGAAAACUCUCAUCAACUCUCCAAAUUUGAACCAGUUCAAAGUUGAUAAGAGUGCAUGAGAGUCGAACGCGAGCGAGCGAGAGUCGGUCAAACUCUCAUCAACUCCUCCUAGAGUUGGAGCACGCUGUCCCCAUCACCUGGGCUCCUGUCACAAGCGCCAUAAAUCAUGAAAUUUUGAUAUUGGUUAGACUGCGUUUGUUGUGCUGGGGUGCUUAAAACGGCUUUCCAGAAAUGCACCUCCAUUAAAUUUGCUAUUAAAGUAAUUUAGUCUACUGAGCGCUGCAUCUAUUGAAACGAUUUACUUGUUAAUGUAUCAUUUACUGAGAACGAAAGUGUUGAUUCGCUAUCAAUAAUCCCUUGUUUCAUUUUCAAUUCCCAGGUUUCUUCAAAGUAGAGAAGACGGCCAGUUAGAGUUGUUAACACUCGGAGUUUUAGCAUUUUGUUUUGUAUUUCUUCAGGUAAGUUAGAAAGAUGAUACAAGCAAUGAAAAGGAGAACAUAAAAAUCUUAACGAACACUUUCCAAGAGGAAAGCAACCAACAUUUUAUGAAUGUUUUAUAGUUCGUGGUGUUCAUGAUCAUGAACAUGAGUAUGUCUUCGAAAUCUGUGGUUUGGAGGAAGUCACUGAAAAGGGAUGUUAUCCAAAAUACUAUUUCGGAUUGGAAAAAUCAUAGCGCGCCCCACCAGCACAUAACCUAUAAACGCUCCCUUAGUUUACCACUGCUCUAUUCUAUGCUUCCUUGUUAAGCCCGUUUUCCACUAGGCGAAUUUGUUCGCGCGAAGCGAAGUGAAAAAAUAUGUUCAGAAAGGUGAUCGGUUAAGGGGAAAAGUCCCCGCGAAGUAAGAACCGAGUUCGGUAGCAACGAUGUUGGGUUGGGUUAGCCACAUUUAUAAAUGUCGAUUUCAUGAAAUAUUUGUGGAAAUUUUCUUGGACAUCUUUUGCAAUUAAAUUUAAAACUGUUUUGGUAUAGUUGACUGAGAUUCUUGGAAUUUCAAUGGAGCUUGGAUGUUUUAUGGCCGGGACGGUGAUAAGUUCUCAAGGAGAAGUAAUCACGGGAAAGGUUGGUGGUUUUAUUGUGGAAAAUCUCAUAAAAAUACUCGGGAACUACUGUAGUGCACGUUUGUCUAAUGCAGGUAUAACAACAUGCAUUAAGGUGGCUCGAUGUAAUUUUCAGAAAAGUCUGGUGUGCAACAUUUGGCGUAUGCGACUAGUCGUAUCGUGUCAGUGCAUGCAUGAGCCUUUGAAUAUAUUCUAGCACAUUUAAUGCCCUGCACCAAAACCAUUUCGCAGUCAUCCACUGUAUGAGUGUAACUUUUAUUUCUCUGUAGUUGAAUACUCUAUUGGAACCAAUCAAAGAUGUAUUUUCCUGUAUUUUCUUUGCGUCUAUAGGUAUGUACUAUGUUCAUCAGUAUUCUUAAACAAUUUAUCAUGUUUACGCUCGCUACAUGCCUAAUGCGAAGUAUACACUGUUAGUCCAAAAGAGUAAACACGUCGGAAAAGGAGUUGUUCUGGGAUCAAAUUAAUGCAGCAAAAUUGUGUAUUUGAUGAUAAAAGCACACAACUUGGACAUUUUUUUGCUAUAGGGGCAUUACAGAUUAUCUCCUGGUUGCCACGAAAGUUUGUUUUUCUUACCGUUUACCUAUUACAGUCAUAGAUAUCUUAUAUACACUAAAUAGUGCAUCUAAUUAUUCUGCAAUUCAAAAAUUGAAGCCGUGAUUGCAGGCUCAGGGUAUUUCCAUGAAAUGAGAAGAUUCGUGUAUUUUCUAUUUCUUAAACAGGGAACUUAAACAUUAAGUUAAACCUAUUCCAAAUAAAUUUUCAAAACUAUUCAAAUGAUGAAAGUUAUUGUUGUUUUUUAAGCGUUUAUUAGCGAGUGGGAAACACCAAUAUGGCCGCCAUCUAUUGAAAUGGAGGUAACCGCUGGAAUAUUCUUCGCUUCAAUUUUACUAAAGGAGAUGCGCUAUCUAGUGUAUAUAAAAUAUCUAUGAUUAAAGUACUAUGUUAGAAAAAAGUGAAAUUUCGAAGUUCACUUUUAGCAAAUAUCACUUACAUCGUUAGAAUAAAGAUCGCAAAAACUAUGUGAAGAACUUUUAAGCGGGUAGUACGGUUUCCCAAGCCUAUCCUGAGUUAUUAACGGUUAAAAAUCGGGCAAAAUGGUACAAAAAGGCCAUAAAAUACUGGGUUUUAGCAGGUUUAAAAGUGAACUUUGCUAAGAGUGAACUUUGAAAUUUCUUUGAAAGAUAUACUUUAAUAGGUAAAUGUUAAGAAAAACAAAAUUUUGUUUUAACCAAGAGCUGAUCUGUAAUGUCCCUAUAGCCAAAAAAUGUUCUAUACCCUAACAUUAUGCCAAGUUGUGUGCUUUUGUCAUCAAAUGCACAAUAGAGCGUUUGCACUCAUUCCCCAGGGACCAACUCAACAAAAGCCAUGUUGGUGUUCCAGACAAAAGAGUCUAAUUAAAAUUCUUUUGAAUUGGAACAAAUCUGAUCAAAUUGGAACAAAUCUGGAAGUAAUUGGGGGGGGGUACGAUGUAUAAUCUUCGAUGUAUAAUAUUCGAAAUCUGCAAAAUCUCACCCCAAAAGUCCUUGAAAUCGCAUUUCUGGGGGGGGGGGGCAUUCCCCCAGAAAUUGGCAUGCCCCAUGAAGUAAUAUGAGACAAUAAGAUAUAGAAAGUUAAAUUUUGCUGCGGAUGUCCACUGACAAAACGCGCACGCACAAGUGUGAGUAAAUUUGCGACAAUCCCAUAUAAUCUUGAUUUUGGUUAGUUAUCUAUUUGAUCAGUUAGUGUAGAUGACAAUUUUUACAAGACCAUUCGGCAGCACUUCCCUUUGCGAUAGUAACUCCUAGUCAUAAUUAUAUCGACGACAAAAAUCCAUUGCACGGCUACGCCAGCACCCUAGAAGAUGCGGUUAAACAUUACGAGCUUAACAUCGCACAACAACGAAAUGCUUUAUAUCGUAAACUUUACAACAACAUGAGACCAGGUCAACAUGUGUAUUUAUGCACCAGUCAAUGUAACCCCCCCCCCCCAACCCCGGGGCUAUGCAGGGAUUAGCGGGGCACUAGUAGUUUAUUAAUGUCCCUAUGAGCGGGGCAUUUGCUUCGUUUAGAUCUUCGUUUAGAAUUACCGGGGCUUUUGGCGGGGAUUGGACACUAUGGAUUUGAGGUAUAUAUUUCAUCUAGCCCUCAUUAAUAUUCUGGCUUCGGCUCGGUGCUUUGACCACGUGUUUUGUCUUGACGUUUGUGUGUGAUAUUUUCGAUCGUUUUUUUAUUUUGAUCUUUCUUCGCUCACGCAUACCUGUUUUUAUUGUUAUAUACUGUAACAUUUAAUAAAAAAAUUUGUAUUAAAACAAAUAAAGACAGUGAUACACUUGGAAAUUUGAAUAACAAUGCACGCAGUUUAAAUAUAUUUCGAUAUUGAUGAUUUAACUAUGGCAUUAGGCAAAAAAAAAGACAAGAGCAAUUCAUAUAAACUUUAAAAUAUAACCAUAUUUAAUAUAAAUAUAAAGCAUUGUCUUUUUGGUAUUGCAGUAUUGCAUUUUAUUUUGUAUUUAAUUUGGUUUAAAAGGUUCUGAAAGCCCCACAGGCCGGGGCAUUUGUCCAUUUUAACUGUCUCCGCAUGGCGGGGCAUUCGCUCUGAUUAGAAACGAAAAUAUCAAAUCCCCGCCUAAUGCCCGGGGUUGGGGGGCCGGGGGUUUACAUUGACUGGUGCAUAAAGAGCAUUUUGAGCGAUGGAAUUUAGUAACUUUUGCGCCAAACGCUGUGAAUAAUUAAUGAUUUAUAUCAAUGGAAACGUAUAUGUUGUGAACUCAUAACAAAUAUUUAAUUUUAAACAGUAUAAUAGCCUGUGGUUUUUUAGCUAGCAAUUAUCUUUGUUAAUUGUGCUAUUUUGUGCCUUUAAAAUUGAUUAAAUCCUUUGUAUUGCUACAAAAGCACUGCAAACUGCCUAAUGAAAUUUCAAGGAAAUUUCAAAGAAAUAACGUAUACAAUCUAAGAAAUUUAGAGAAAUUUUGAUGACAGAAAUGAGAAAUUUUGAUUUUGAAAAUGGAAGCACUGUCACAACUGCCGUUCUUCAUACUCGCUGGCACAGAGUAGAGACCAAUCUCGUUCCCCGAGCCUGCGAUCCUUGGGAAGGAAACGAAGGCUCUGGGAUCAUCCGUUUGAGGGAGGAAUCUGAUUGGCCAUUGAAACGGAAUGCGUAGUUCAAUCUUAGCCAGGAUUCUUGGCUUCCGGUAACGGAUUACCCCAGAGCCUUCGUUUCCUUCCCAAGGAUCGCAGGCUCGGGGAACGAGAUUGAGUAGAGACAUACAGAGACGUAACUAGUGUACCCGCUUUUUUUGUGCUCAUGCUCGGCAAGUUACUAGAUGCAUGCAUCUGAUUGGAUGACGACCUGAUGACGACUCACUUUAAACUUGCUGAGCACGCGCAGUUGAUCAUUUUUCGCCCGGUCGCCUGAAAAAAAGUGGGUACAUGAAAACGUAAUCUUCCGCAGUGUUUACAACGGUCAGUUACGUCUCUGUAUGUCUUAUCUGCUCUGUGUCGCUGGUUUGAAUUGCAAACACGAUCAUUUUGUUGGAGAGACAACUGUUUAGAAGAUUUUACUUGGUGAGUUAUAAUAGUAUAUAUAUGUUAUUGUAUGUUGUUGAAAUGACUGCAGGAGACCUUUCAUGCUCUCAUAUCUUGCUAUGGUUUCGCCGAACAACACGUUAAACAUUGGUUGGAAAACAAAUGCUGUUUAAUAUACUUGUUUGUGUUGUACAAUCGCGGGUAUAUGCGUAACUAACAGCUAUUUGUUGACCGCUUUGUUGAAUCUAAGAAUUGGUGAACAACAUGUCCCGGUACCUUGCCCGUUGUCGUUUUCUCACGUAAACUUACAUUUCACAACGAAAUGCAUGCCAAACAUGUCCGGUUGAUAUUCUACUGUAAACGAAUAUGUUCUAUCCUUAAUAUUUUCUUCGCUUUGAGAAGUAUACAGAGGGAAACUGAGCUGCGAGAUCGCGCAAUGCGUUUAUAUAAUUGUAUGGUGGCAUAUUGUAUUUGCAUUAUAAAUUGUAUCUACUUUAACUUUCAGUAAAGACCAAAAUAUGGUCCUUUAAUAUAUAAAUAUGCAACACACAUAUAUAAAUAUAUAUAAAUAUACAAUUAUAUGGUGGUCGAGCGUUGCCACUAUCGUUUUUUUGUACAUUUUACAUUAUUUUAAAGAUUUUUUACUUUUUAUUUUUUUAAUUAAAAUGAAAAAUAAAAAUAAAUUAAAAUGAAAUACAAAAUAAAUUAAAAUGAAAUACAAAAUAAUUUACAAUUAAAAUUAAAGUAAAAGUGAAUUUCACCAUGGCUGAGGGCUGCCACUACCAAAAUAUUCUUUAUAAUUUUUUUUUUAAUUAAAGUGAAAAAUAAAAAUAAAUUAAAAUGAAAAAUAAAAAUAAAUUAAAAUGAAAAAUAAAAGUAAAUUAAAAUGAAAUACAAAAUACUGAUUUACAAUUAAGGCUAUGUUUACAUUGUAUCGGAUCACUUUGCGUCCGACGCAAGGCAUACUUCGAAACCCGGACUCGGACCCGGACUCGGACUCGAAGAAAAUCCGGACUCGAGAAAAACCCGGACCCGGACUCGAAGAAAAUCCGGACUCGUGUUUAACAAAACCCGGACUUGACUUUUGAAAACCCGGACUCGAAAUAAGGCAAAACCGGAUUCAAAUCAAGGACUCUGUGUACGAAAAUGCAAAGGUUUUAUCGGUAAUAACUCGCGGAUAAAUGGAUUUGUGCUCUUGCGCGGGUGCCCCUUUCUCUUCUCGCUUUUGUAUAUAAUAAAAUACUUUAUUUCAAAAGCAAUAAGCUUUGGUUUCGAAAGAUAUAGAUAUUUUUUUCUUCUAGUGACUCUGUGUUAUGCGUUAUCUGAGGAUACUAAUCAGUUAUCAUACUAUAUGGUUCCUCCCAAAACAAUCGCUAUAUAGCCUAGCUACCUAAACAAAUCAUUUAGCCUUAUACAUACUUGCUUACUUACUUAAUUUAAAAAAUUAUUCAACCACGCUGACCAUACACAACAUAUUUGUAAAAUACAUACUUCUGCGAGUAGCUAACUAGUAUCUACCCUAGACAUCAGCAUAGCAGACUCAACGUGAUCAAUGGCGGCAAGGCCCAAGGGUAAAUAUAUCCUCAACAUAUUCGACCUCGCUAUCGGCAAAAUGACACGAAAAAUAACUAGACUUCAACCAAUCAAAAGUAUAACUUCAACCAAUCGAAAAGAACGCCGGAAAAGCACAUCUCAUGUUGAAGGCAAUGAAGGUAUCGCGGCAACCGCGCCUAAAUACCGACUGUGAAGUAAUUCGAGCGUUGUUGUGCGGAUGGACAUAAAUUUGAUAAUAUAACAUGCUCUCAAAUAGUUGGACAAUACGCUACUGGAAACACGUUUAUUUUCUCUAUUUCGUUAAUAUAAAGUCCAUAAACACGAAUUAAACACCCGCAAUUAUUCUUUAUCCGAAAGUAGUAGAAAACACAUCACAAUGAAAGCAACAGCUGCAAGCCUACACCCGCGGCCAACAGUGAAAUUCGCGUUGGAUGGUAAGAUGGUUGGCGUAAAUUUGAUAUUGAGACUCUCUCGUUAGGCAAUGCGUUCAUCAUUUGCCCCAUAUGCCUUGCAUACAACCGCGGCUCGAUACUGACAAUGAAGUUUGACAAUAAAUCAAGUUAACGUUAUUUUGAGAAUCAACAAUCAACAUGCUACCCUCGUACUAGCUACUAAUUGUAGAUCGUUGUGCAUCAAUACAUUUUAGUUUUUAAUAACUUAUAAGUGCCUAAAUGAUUUGGUUCCAGUAUAUCUAAGUGAUUAUUUUGUUAACAGCAGAAGAUUAAAAAUAUCGAGAUAAAGAUAUAAGAGAUCAUCGUUUAUCAUGUUACUAAUUAUUAAACCUUUCCAAAAAACCUUUGCAUUUUCGUACACAGAGUCCUUGAUUUGAAUCCGGUUUUGCCUUAUUUCGAGUCCGGGUUUUCAAAAGUCAAGUCCGGGUUUUGUUAAACACGAGUCCGGAUUUUCUUCGAGUCCGGGUCCGGGUUUUUCUCGAGUCCGGAUUUUCUUCGAGUCCGAGUCCGGGUCCGAGUCCGAGUCCGGUCCGGGUUUCGAAGUAUGCCCCGACGCAAAAGCCAUACCGGAUAGGGCUUCGGUUUACAUAUGAAAUGUUGUUAUCGUCUCAAUUUCUGCAACGAACCGGUGGUGCGGCGGUUCGCUGUUCGAAGUGGUGCGCGGUGUAUCGGAUCGGUUUUCGCAACGCUCUCAUUGUAAUGUAAACACCAAUCGGAGCAGUUUCGGUUCAAUGCGUGACUCGGAUAGAAUCUGGCAAACAACAACUUACUAUUGUAAUAAUAUAUAGAAGAAAAUACGACGGCAUAGAUGGGCGGGGCGGAAGCUGUUUACACUCGGGCCGUAACUUUUCGCGAACGAAACAAAAACUGAUCCGAUACAAUGUAAACAUAGCCUAAAAUUACAAAGUAAAAGUGAAUUUCACCAUAGAUGAUUUCACCAUGGCCGAGGGCUGCCACUACCAUAAUGCACAGCGACCCGAGAGCUGACUCAUUAAAAUUCCUCUGUUGCGACAAAAUGGCGGGCAAUUCUGAUAUCAGAGAAGCACCUUGGAAAGAUGAUGAAAAUCUUAAAGAAGCUUUGUCAAAUUAUGUUCAGCAAGAAUUAAAAAGAAGUGAGAUACUAGACUUUGUUACUCGCGACUUUCCUCAAUAUACGUGGAGUCUCAGGUCGCUCGAUAGACGUCUUCGCCAUUUCGAGUUGUUUUGGGCCAUUCCAUUUAAUAUACACACCCCCCUAUGUACGAGGCCAAUAAAUUUUGAACCCCUAAGAAGAAAAGAUCAAAGUGCCGACACAAACACCCCCCCAGAAAUUAAGAAAUUUUUGCCUUACCCCUCAGAAAAAACGCAAAGAUCAAAGGAUGCCGAUGCACACAUCCCCUCAGAAACGCCUUUUUCAACCCCCCUCGGAAAUUCUCGUCCAUAGGGGGGUGUGUAUAUUAAAUGGAAUGACCCUUUAAUAUAUUAAUGACCAAAAUAUUGGAGUCUCGGAUGUAAUCAAAGCGGUGCAAACUGAAUUGAACGGCCCGGGUAUGCUUUUAGGUUACAGGGCCAUGCACAAAAAAAUCAGGAUAGAACAUGGUCUUAAUGUUACAAGGGAUAAAGUCUAUGAUGUGAUGACCGAGCUUGACCCAGAGGGACUUGAAAUGGGCUAUUCCAUUUAAUAUCCGUACCCCCCCUGUCGAGGAUACAUGUUUUUCAUUGUCAUACCACUGAAGAAUUCCAAGCUCAAAACUGUUUACCCCUGAAAAAUUCCAUGCUCAAAACUCUUUACCCCUGAAGAAUUCCAAGCUCAAAACCUUUUACCCCUGAAGAAUUCCAAAAUUCCAAGCUCAAUUUAACCCUUUACCCCUGAAGAAUUCCAAGCUCAAAACCUUUUACCCCUGAAGAAUUCCAAGCUCAAAACCCUUCACCCCUAAAGAAUUCCAAGCUCAAAACCCUUUACCCCUGAAGAAUUUUAAGCUCAAAACCUUUUACCCCUGAAGAAUUCCAAGCUCAAAACCCUUCACCCCUAAAGAAUUCCAAGCUCAAAACCCUUUACCCCUGAAGAAUUUCAAGCUCAAAACCUUUUACCCCUGAAGAAUUUCAAGCUCAAAACCCUUCACCCCUGAAGAAUUCCAAGCUCUGAAAAAUUUCAAUCUCAAACCUCUUUACCCCUGAAGAAUUCCAAGCUCAAAACCCUUUACCCCUGAAGAAUUCCAAGCUCAAAACCAUUUACCCCUGAAGAAUUCCAAACACAAAACACUUUACCCCUGAAGAAUUCCAAGCUCAAAACACUUUACCCCUGAAGAAUUCCAAGCUCAAAACCCUUUACCCCUGAAGAAUUCCAGGGAUCCUCGACAGGGGGGGUGCGGAUAUUAAAUGGAAUCAGAGGUGGCGCUGGUGGCAAGAAGAAAAGAAAGAAGGGGCAUUUCACGACAAAGGGAACGAAUUGGGUGCAUGCACUUGAUGGUCAUGAUAAGCUGAUGGGAUAUCAAAAUUCCACUUUCCCAUUGGCUAUCUAUGGAUGUAUUGACACUGCCAGUAGAAAGCUGUUAUGGUUAAGAGUUUGGAUAUCCAAUUCUGAACCAAAAUUAAUUGGGAAGUGGUACCUUGAAUAUCUCUAUGAAACGAGAAUAAUAUCAGCCAUGCUGCGAGUGGACAAGGGUACUGAGACUGGUGUCAUGGCAACCACACAUGCUUUCUUACGAAGUAAACAUGGAGAUAUGGAUCAACAUGAAACUGUUGUCUAUGGCCCUUCCACCUCUAAUCAGGCAAAUUUUUUAUUUAAUUGCUAAAAUUUAUUUUUUAUUUCAUUUUCUACACUUUUUCAAACUGGCACAUACUCAGCAGCAAUCAUGCAAGCCUUUAAUAUUGAUUAUAGACCCAAUGUACUUAAUCACGGACAAGAUUUAAUUUCAAUUCAUUUUUUUUCAUAUCAUUAGCACUGAUGAAGAUCCGGGCUUACGGAUCGAAAGCUUUGCAGUAAUAAAUUUACGUGGUGUUUCCACAAACAAUAGUAUUAUAUGUUUAAUCGCCAUGCAAACUUGACAAAUUAUGACAUUGGGUCAUUCCAGAAAGCAUCCAUAUAUCUCCCUCACAGAGGGAAUUGGAAGUUAAUUAACCCCCCAACAUGUACCCCCUUCUUAUUGUAUGGUCCUAAGAUACAUACUAAAUUGUUAGAAACAAAAUCCCCCUCUGGAUGGCAGAAAUCAGAGAGUUUGGCAAAGACAACGGCAACAUGGUCAUCAACAAUAGCAGACAAAGACAAAGGUGAAUGUAAAUUACAUGGUCUUUAAAGCAUUGUGCAAUGCCAUAGUUGAUGAAACUAGUGUGUGAUUUGCACAUUUUCACGGUGCAUGACUAUGGCAACAGUUAAUUCUUUCAAUGUUAUUUGAGGUGUUUUAUUUGAAUUCGCAGACUAUUUUUAUUCAUUAGGGCUGUUUUAGAGGAGGAAGAAUACUUAAAGAGGCAAAUUAAGUGUAGUAACAUAUACUUUGGCUGAAAUACAAUAAUAUAAGCAGUUAUAUUAGCAAUUAUAUUUUCCCCAUUGUCGUUGCCGUUCUAGGUUGCCAAAUUCUCUAUCACCUCCUUGGGGGGAGGACAAGUUUACUCAUCAAAAGGAGACUGCUGUCAAAGUGUUAAGACAAGCAAUAUUGGUUCACUUGUCAAAUUGGUCUAAUUUUGGAUAAGUUCUUAAUUAAAUUAUUGACCUUAAUUUUAUUUAUGUUUCAAGAAUGCUUCUAUCUUUUGUUAUGAUACCAUUGGUUCAGAAAGAACUGGAUAUUUUUCGAGAGACUGUGUGGAACUCAUAGAAUAAGAGCACAAAAGGAUGCAGUAUUGCCAAGUGGGAUUCCUACCCUCAUUUAUAGCUUUCCAGAUGAGUAUGGUCUCGAAGAAUGUGGUAAGUUGUGCCCUGCUGUAUGUACCUUAUUAUUCUACUCUGUCUAACGCCACAUGAAUUUUCUUGUGAAGGAUAGAGUCGUGCACACUAAAAUCAUACAUUGCAGCUUAGACACUACAUCAAUAUAGAGUUAUCUAACUUGCUUGCAGCUAAAAAAGCUAUUUAUAAUUAUGAAGUGCAAUCAAUUUGAGCAAUAAAGAGAGAGGGCAGCAUAUAUGGAGCCAAGGGCAGAUUUUCAUAUUUUUCUCUGGGGGGGGGUGCAAAAAAUUCAGGGGGGUGGCAAUGAUCUUAUGCAGGGGCGGAUCCAGGGUUUUUGAUGACCGGUUACUAGGUUCACCCAACUAUGCUCCCCCCCCCCGGGAAAAAUUUUUAAAUUUGGGGCUCUGAAACAGCAUUUCCUGCGUUCUGGCGUCACUUUUUAAAUUAAUUUAAUGAUUAGAAAAUGCAUGUUUUUAAGUGAAUUUUUUACUAAUAUGCAGCUCAAACAAUGAAUUGAACCUUUUCUGAAGCGUAUUAGCUAGUGCCUAGUGAUAAAAAUAUAGGAUCCGCCAAUUGCUGACACAUCGAUUUAGAUCUACACGCUUUCAAUCCAACUCUAACGACGAACUAAAAACCAAACUGCAAGAGCGUGAAUGCUUCCCAAUCAUUUCUUGAUUCUCAAUCGCCAAAGCAAUGAUCAGUGGGUCUAAAUACGCUCGGUAGUCCAUAAUCAAAUUUCAAUAAUAGAUUAGACAACAUCCAUUUUAUGAAACAGAAUAUCCUUUAAAUUAGUUAUAUACAUUAUUACAUGGAAGGUUAUAGAUUUUCUUUCUUUGGAAAAUCUGACAGGUUUAUGUACACCUGUCAAACCUGUCUGAAUCCAUUGUCAAUGUGCUAUUGUCAAUUGUUAACUUUUACGUUAAUUUGCUGCAAAAAAGCAUAUAUAGAAACAUGUUGAUUUUAAUAUUUCUAUCUUACUUAACAGUAGUUUAAUUUAGUGCUUUUAAGUUUUGGCAGGGACGGGGGUGCACAUUUUUGUUGGCGGGUGCACAAUUUCUCGGGGGGUUGGGAUUUUUGGGGGGUGCGCACCCCCCAGAAAAUCCGUCCUUGUAUGGAGCACAUAUGACCAUUCUGUAACCUUUACAUAAUACCUUAUUUUACAGGCCUAAAA
Paramuricea clavata is the source of this 22099-nucleotide messenger RNA. NCBI's taxonomy places the organism in Eukaryota, Metazoa, Cnidaria, Anthozoa, Malacalcyonacea, Plexauridae. The record is from the annotation of a GenBank genome assembly.